Lynx canadensis (Canada lynx) is the source of this 1501-nucleotide messenger RNA. RefSeq names its product ATPase 13A4 (gene ATP13A4). Gene Ontology annotation, cellular component: late endosome membrane. The record is from RefSeq and is a predicted model, not a curated record. Lineage: Eukaryota; Metazoa; Chordata; Mammalia; Carnivora; Felidae. The coding region runs from base 704 to 1501 and encodes 265 amino acids. Gene Ontology annotation, molecular function: polyamine transmembrane transporter activity; P-type transmembrane transporter activity. Gene Ontology annotation, biological process: intracellular calcium ion homeostasis; polyamine transmembrane transport. The transcript is spliced from 10 exons.
UCCUAGGAGGGCAGCACAAACGGUCCGUGGAGGAUUAGUGCCUGCGCUCAGAGCCUCCAGAGGAGACAGCCGCAUUCCGCCUCCCACCACCCCUUCCCUCCUUCUUUGUUUCCGGGUUGGAGUUACGAAAUUGAGUUUCCCAGCUCAAAGAUUUGGAGAGCUUCUUGUCAACUCCCAAGAUAAGAGGUCAAGGAAUCUGUUGUCAAUCACACUGACCAGAAGUGGCAAGGCAAUAAUCGGAGCCCAAGCUAUGUGACAUCAAGGCUAAUACUCUUUUAGUUUAUUGACUUAUAGUUGAAUUACAAUCAACUGAACAUAUGUAAUGUGCAAAAUAUGUCAGGGACACACCCGUGAAGACAUCGCCACAAUCAAGAGGACUGAAGCCCUUGCUCUCAACCAGCUUCGACUUGUAGUAUCAAGCCCAUCCUUCUACUGGAAGAGCAGUCAGAUAUUUGAAGAGACCCACUUGUGCUUUUGAAAUGUCCUGUUCUUUAAGGAGCUAUUUGGCUACCGGACUCAAGGCUGCCGGAAAACCCUCUGUCUUGCUGGAUCCAUCUUCUCAUUUGGGAUCCUCCCCUUGGUGUUUUACUGGAGACCUGCUUGGCACGUGUGGGCAAACUGCAUCCCGUGUUCCUUGCAAGAGGCAGAUGUCGUGUUGCUGAGGACAACAGAUGAAUUCCACACUUACUCAUGGAAAAAGGUAAUGUGGAUCUACUUGUCAUCAUUAAACAGCACGUUUGGUGUCACUCCUGACCACCCUCUCAUUACAGAUGAGGAGGACAUCAUAAAUAGAGCCAUCAGAAAGCCAGACCUAAAGGUGAGAUGUAUAAAAGUGCAGAAAAUAAGAUAUGUUUGGAACAACUUAGAAGGACAGUUCCAGAAAAUUGGUUCUUUGGAAGACUGGCUCAGUUCUGCCAAGAUACAUCUGAAAUUUGGAUCAGGUCUAACAAGAGAAGAACAAGAGAUUAGGAGGUUAAUAUGUGGGCCUAAUACUAUCGAUGUUGAAAUCACACCGAUUUGGAAACUACUCAUCAAAGAGGUUUUAAAUCCAUUUUACAUAUUUCAACUCUUCAGUGUCUGUUUGUGGUUUAGUGAAGACUAUAAGGAAUAUGCUUUUGCCAUCAUAAUCAUGUCCAUCAUGUCCAUAGCGUUGACGGUAUAUGAUCUCAGAGAGCAAUCUGUAAAGCUCCACCACCUAGUUGAGUCACAUAAUAGCAUUACAGUCUCCGUAUGUGGGAGAAGAGCUGGAGUCCAAGAGCUGGAAUCACGCUUCCUGGUACCCGGAGAUCUAUUAAUUUUGACGGGGAACAAAGUGCAAAUGCCAUGCGAUGCCAUCCUGAUUGAUGGCAGCUGUGUGGUAGAUGAAGGCAUGCUGACAGGUACGGUUCUGUCUCACGACUUACAGCCUUGGCAAGCUCUCCCAGGUUCCUUCUCUAUCAGAACAACCGUGGCAAAGCUGGGGCUUGCUGUGGGAUAUUACACUCCCACAAUUCUUACUUGA